This is a messenger RNA of Penicillium chermesinum, 1878 nucleotides long. It is a transcript of the gene gpi16, whose product is annotated as GPI-anchored transamidase subunit GPI16. The record is from RefSeq and is a predicted model, not a curated record. Gene Ontology annotation, biological process: attachment of GPI anchor to protein. Gene Ontology annotation, cellular component: GPI-anchor transamidase complex. The transcript is spliced from 4 exons. Lineage: Eukaryota; Fungi; Ascomycota; Eurotiomycetes; Eurotiales; Aspergillaceae. Bases 1 to 1878 code for a protein of 625 amino acids.
AUGUCGGACGUACCUUUUAUCCUAGCUCUGCAGCCCAGAACAUCGCAUGGACUAGGGGCGCAGACCAAGCUCCGGCAUGAAGUAAUGACGGUCCUCUCCCUAUUCUCCCUUUUAUGGGCUUGCAUAGUCUUCCUAUGGAGUGCGCCAGCCUUUGCUUCCUCCGAUUAUCAUGAACAGCUAUUUCUCCAGCCUUUCCCGCAAUCAUCUCUCUUAGCUUCGUUCAACUUCCGGAGCAAUACAUCUCAGGCGUCUUUCGAUAACCAGCAUUUUCGAUACUUUCCUCGGGCAUUGGGCCAGAUUUUACAACAUGCUAAUACGAAAGAGCUUCACCUUCGUUUUACAACAGGGCGAUGGGAUGCUGACAGCUGGGGCCCAAGGCCAUGGAAUGGUAGUAAAGAAGGAGGCACGGGAGUAGAGCUGUGGGCUUGGAUUGAUGCGCCGAAUGAUGACGAGGCAUUUGCAAAAUGGAUUACCCUGACCCAAUCAUUGUCAGGCCUGUUUUGUGCCUCGUUAAACUUUGUGGAUUCUACGAAAACAACGCGCCCCGUCGUUUCGUUCGAGCCAACAGGAGACCACCCAGAGUCCAGUAACCUGCAUCUCCUGCAUGGGGCCCUCCCAGGUGAAGUUGUCUGUACAGAGAACUUGACGCCUUUCUUGAAACUGCUUCCGUGUAAAGGCAAAACUGGAAUUUCAACUCUUUUUGACGGACAUAAGCUUUUUGAUGCCGCAUGGCAGAGCAUGUCUGUAGAUGUGCGACCAAUUUGCACUAGACAGGGGGACUGUACGAUCCAAAUUGAACAAACAGUCGAUAUGGUCUUGGAUAUUGAGCGUUCUAAGCGACCUCGAUCAAAUCCGAUCCCUCGCCCUGUCCCAAAUGAGCAGUUGGUCUGCGAUACAUCAAAACCUUACAAUUCUGAAGACACUUGCUAUCCCCUUGAGAAGGUUACAGAGAAGGACUGGAGCCUGAGCGAGGUCUUUGGCCGACCCUUGAAUGGCAUUUGCCCUCUAGCAGAUUCUGAUGGAAGCGCUGAAUACCCUGUCUGUAUUCGGGUCCCUCACGAGCGAGGAAUCUUCUAUACGGAGGGCACGAAAGAGUUCAAGUUGGAUGAUGGUUUUACUCGUUGCUUUGACCUGGAUCCUUCGAAACCCUUUGACCUUGCGAUUCCAGAGCAACCAAUCAACAUCCAAGCUCCCCUCGAUGAGCCCAUUCUACAUGCCGAACGGACCAUCGUGGGUCAUGGCCAAGAGCGUGGUGGUAUGCGGAUCAUAUUCGAGAAUCCCUCUCCCACCGCCGCAGUGGACUUUAUCUAUUUCGAAUCACUUCCUUGGUUUCUGCGGCCCUACAUCCACACGCUACAGGCAACUAUUACUGGACGCGAUGGACUCCGGCGUGAGAUCCCAGCCUCCGAUCUUGUCAGCGAAACCAUCUUCCGACCGGCCAUCGACCGCGAACGCGGGACCCAGUUGGAGCUAGCCCUGUCAGUUCCUGCUGCGUCCACUGUGACACUGACCUACGACUUUGAGAAGGCGAUUCUUCGUUACACGGAAUAUCCACCCGAUGCUAACCGAGGCUUCAAUGUCGCACCCGCUGUGAUUCGAAUCCUCAACGGCGUUGACAGCAGCCCGAUCUACAUUCGGUCUACCAGUCUUCUUCUUCCGCUCCCAACUCCGGAUUUCAGUAUGCCCUACAAUGUCAUCAUCCUCACCAGCACUGUUAUUGCCCUUGGGUUUGGCACCAUAUUCAAUAUUUUGGUCCGACGAGUCGUGUUAGUGGAGGAAGCAGAAGCCCUCGGCUCUCAAACCAUCAAGGGCCGUAUUCUAGGCAAGGUUCUGGCUCUACGGGGCAAAUUCGGCCGCAAAGAAACCAAAGUCGAAUGA